AUGGCUUUCUUCACUAAUAUCACCAUCCCUCUGGUUCUGGCUUGUAUCUCCCAUCAGCUGAUGAUGGGCAGCUGUCAGAAGGGUCAUGGACGAAGGGGACGAGGGGUGGACAGAGGACAACGCAAGGACAGGUCGGGCCGCCGACCCAAAUCUGUCUCGGCGCGGCCCAUUAAGGGAAAAGUGCUCACCGAAGACAAGUCUGAGUGUACCUGGGCUACGACAGGUGAGGAUCUCUUCAUCCUCAAUGUCACUUGCAAGAAGGGGGACAGGAGCUUUAGCUGUCCAUAUGCUGCCAAGCCAUCCCUCUGUCCCCAGUAUGCCCCUAAUGUCAAACUUUACUGGAAGCAAAUCGCCAGGGCCAAGGAGAGUGGCACGGAUUCCUCUGUGUGCAAAAGAGCUGCCAGUGACGCUCAUUUCAGUCUCCCUAAUGCACGGAGGAAGACCGCCCUGCCCCGGUCCCCCACUCCACCCCCUGCAGCCAGAGCUGUCAAAUCCUGUCUAGAUGGCAACAGGAGGCUGGCAGAGGAGCACUGUAACGACUCCUGGUCGAGCUUUGGCGUGUUCUUUUUUACUGUGGUGCAGGAUUAUGAGGGCUGA
Xiphias gladius (swordfish) is the source of this 597-nucleotide messenger RNA. It is a transcript of the gene fgfbp1a, whose product is annotated as fibroblast growth factor binding protein 1a. The record is from RefSeq and is a predicted model, not a curated record. Gene Ontology annotation, molecular function: growth factor binding. NCBI's taxonomy places the organism in Eukaryota, Metazoa, Chordata, Actinopteri, Istiophoriformes, Xiphiidae. Gene Ontology annotation, biological process: cell-cell signaling.